AUGUCGCCACGCAACGCGAUCAACGGCACUACCACCACCGUCGUGCCGCCCUGCUCUGCCCACGCCGGCAACAUGAACAACAAGCUCUUGCCUGCCCCCGUCGGCAUCACCGCUACUACGGGACUCUCGCCUGCUGUGAUGGCUUUGAUCGCUGCCUCCUGA
This is a messenger RNA of Pyrenophora tritici-repentis Pt-1C-BFP, 162 nucleotides long. The record is from RefSeq and is a predicted model, not a curated record. NCBI's taxonomy places the organism in Eukaryota, Fungi, Ascomycota, Dothideomycetes, Pleosporales, Pleosporaceae.